AUGUCCACUAUUACAGAGACUAAAAUUCAGGUUCCAACUGAGGGCCAAAAACUUCAACCUGUCACCGACAAGGGCUACACUCUUGGAACGCAAGGUGUUCACAAUCUAGCAUUCGGCGGUCUGGAAUAUAAGGAUGAAAGACCUAAAUUCGCUAACUCACUCGAAGAACGCAAACAUGUCUUGCAGCAUAUGGCUGGUACAUUCCGGGUUUUUGGCAGAAUGGGAUUCACGGAGGGCCCUGCAGGCCAUAUCUCUGUUAGAGAUCCUGUGGAUCCAGAAACUUUUUGGAUCAACCCAUUAGGUAUGCAUUUCAGCCAAAUAUGCGUAUCGGAUCUGGUUCACGUCGAUUCAGAGGGAAAUAUCUUGAGCGAUGGCAACCAAGCUGCAAUCAAUGCUGCUGGCUUUAGAAUUCACGCACAGCUACAUAAGGCAAGACCAGACGUCAAUGCCGCUUGUCAUGCUCACACAAUCUACGGCAAAUCUUGGGCAGCAUUCGGCAAAGAACUCGACAUGAUUAACCAGGACGCCUGCAUCUUCUACAAGUGCCAUGGCGUAUACCAGGAUUUUGGCGGCGUCGUUUUAGAAUCUGAAGAAGGCGAACGCCUUGCUGAAGCUCUUGGAGACAAAAAAGCGCUUUUGUUGGUAAGUCAUGGAUUGCUGACCGUAGGAGAAACUGUAGACGAGGCCGCCUACUUGUUUGGUUUAAUGGAAAGGAGUUGUCAAGUCCAAUUACAGGUUGAAAUGGCAUCUAAUGCGGGCCUUAGAAAGAGAAUUAUCGAUGACGACGCCGCAUAUUACACAUAUUACAACACUUCUGAUCCGGAAAGCUUAUAUAGCUCGUUCCAACCGGACUACAACUUGGAACUUAAGCUCACGAAUGGCGAGUUUCUACAAUGA
Lachancea meyersii CBS 8951 is the source of this 897-nucleotide messenger RNA. Lineage: Eukaryota; Fungi; Ascomycota; Saccharomycetes; Saccharomycetales; Saccharomycetaceae. The record is from the annotation of a GenBank genome assembly.